AUGGCAAGAACCAAUCAGACCGCUCAUAAAUCCACCGGAGGUAAAGCCCCCAGGAAGCAGCUGGCCACCAAGGCUGCCCGCAAGAGCGCCCCGGCUACCGGUGGCGCCAAGAAGCCUCACCGUUACAGGCCGGGGACCGUGGCUCUGCGUGAGAUCCAGCACUACCAGAAAUCCACUGAGCUGCUCAUCCACAAGCUGCCUUUCCAUCGCCUGGUCAGAGACUUUAAGACCGACCUGCGCUUCCAGAGCUCGGCCGUCACGGCUCUGCAGGAGGCCAGCGAGGCUUACCUGGUGGGACUCUUCGAGGACACCAAUCUGUGCGCCAUCCACGCCAAGAGAGUCACCACCAUGCCCAAAGAUAUACAGCUGGCUCGCCGCAUCUGUGGAGAGAGAGCUUAG
Molecule: messenger RNA, 399 nt
Organism: Cheilinus undulatus (humphead wrasse)
Lineage: Eukaryota; Metazoa; Chordata; Actinopteri; Labriformes; Labridae
Product: histone H3-like
Exons: 1
Coding region: 1-399 (132 amino acids)
Cellular component (GO): nucleosome
Molecular function (GO): structural constituent of chromatin; DNA binding; protein heterodimerization activity
Source: RefSeq, a predicted model, not a curated record